AUGGCCCUUUCCACCUUCUUUCAAUCUCCACGUGCUGUCUUCUCAGCAUCUAUCAUUCUACGCGCUGUCUUUCUCCUAUACGGUCUAUGGCAAGAUGCAAACUCGCCAAUGAAGUACACCGAUAUCGACUAUAAUGUCUUUACCGAUGCGGCACGCUUCAUCUCGCAUGGCCAAUCACCAUAUGCGCGAGACACCUACCGCUACACGCCCCUUUUGGCCUGGAUGAUCUACCCUACCGUCUGGCCUGGCAGGUUCUGGUUCUCCUUUGGGAAGGUGCUCUUUGCUGUGGGCGAUGUCGCUGCAGGCUGGAUGAUGUUCCGCAUCUUGAAAGAGCACAGGAAAAUGAAUGAUGAGCGGGCGUUGAAGUUUGCGAGCAUUUGGCUGCUAAACCCCAUGGUCGCGACCAUUAGCACGAGAGGAAGUUCCGAAGGCUUGUUGGGUGUUUUUGUUACUGCCCUGCUCUGGGCAGUGCUUGCGAAGCAAAUUCCGAUUGCUGGGUUUCUGCUGGGAUUUGCGGUCCAUUUCAAGAUCUAUCCAUUCAUCUACGCUGCUUCAAUCGUCUGGUGGCUCGAUGAUGAGAGAGUCGGACAGAAGAAGAACAAGCACCAAAAGGUUACCCAGUUGCCGGCAUUCGACCAGAUCUUCGCUUUCCUGAACACUGAGCGGAUAUACCUCGCCAUUUCCAGCCUGCUCACUUUUGCCGUCCUUAACAUCGCCAUGUACGUUAUGUACGGCUAUCCUUUCCUGGAGCAUAGCUACUUUUACCACCUCAUCCGGAUCGAUCACCGACACAACUUCUCGCCAUACAACACUCUGCUCUACCUCAAUUCUUCUCCACACGCCACCUCAUCGUCCUUCGAGCUUGAGCGCUUGGCUUUCGUGCCACAAAUACUACUCAGCGCCGUCUUCAUCCCAAUCGCACUGGCCAAAAAGGACCUGCCAAGCACGAUGCUUGCGCAGACUUUCGCGUUUGUGACAUUCAACAAGGUAUGCACGAGUCAGUACUUCCUUUGGUAUAUGAUGUUCCUACCCUAUUACCUGCCCGACUCUACGUUACUCCAAUCGCCAACAAUUGGUGUCUCAGCGCUUGUACUGUGGAUCCUCGGCCAAUUCGCUUGGCUGCAGCAAGGCUUCCAGCUCGAGUUCAACGGGCACUCGACGUUCGUGCCCGGACUCUUUCUAUCCAGCAUCCUGUUCUUCCUCGUGAAUGUCGGCAUAUUAGGCAUCAUCAUAGACGACACGAGGAGCAAGCCCAGAAAACAUAUCAGCACAUCGAAGAAGACAUCAUAA
Parastagonospora nodorum SN15 is the source of this 1290-nucleotide messenger RNA. RefSeq lists its product as hypothetical. The record is from RefSeq and is a predicted model, not a curated record. Gene Ontology annotation, cellular component: glycosylphosphatidylinositol-mannosyltransferase I complex; membrane. Gene Ontology annotation, molecular function: GPI mannosyltransferase activity; alpha-1,4-mannosyltransferase activity. The transcript has 2 exons. Gene Ontology annotation, biological process: GPI anchor biosynthetic process. Bases 1 to 1290 code for a protein of 429 amino acids. NCBI's taxonomy places the organism in Eukaryota, Fungi, Ascomycota, Dothideomycetes, Pleosporales, Phaeosphaeriaceae.